CACCGUUGAAAAAAAAAAAAAAUGCAGAAUUCAAAUUCCCGCUCUAUUUGCAUGUGGCGUUGUAUUUCAAACUUUCAAAAUCCCUCCCAAAUCAGAAAAUUACACAGCCCCCCGCCAUUGUCAACAAACCCUUCUUAACGGUCUUUCCGCCACCCACAGAUACACACUUUCCUGCGUGUUUUUUUUGGUGUGUGUGUGUGUGUAAUUUACAUACAUAAGGAGAAAACGCAGAGAUAUAGAGUUAGAGAGAGAAAAUAAUGGCUUUACCUUCUUCUGUUUAUUCCGCAGCUGUUGAAUCUGGAUCUAAAGAUGUGCCCUAUUGCCGUAAACAGAAAUCUCUCGGCCUUUUGUGCUCCAAUUUUUUGAGCUUGUACGAUAGAGAGGGGAUUGAGACAAUUGGGCUGGACGAUGCAGCCUCGAGACUAGGGGUGGAAAGGAGGCGGAUCUAUGAUAUCGUGAAUGUUUUGGAGAGUGUUGGUAUUCUUAUCCGGAAGGCGAAAAAUCGAUAUACUUGGAAAGGGUUCGGGGCGAUUCCGGAAGCUCUGGAAGCCCUAAAAAGGGAGGGUUUGAGGGAGAAUGGCCCUUUUGCCGAUACAAGCUGUUCUGAGAAAGUUUCGGAUGAUGAAGAAGAUUCGAUGUCCUCGGAUAUUAACUGCUUAAGCCAAAAUGAUAAAUCGGAUACUAGUUCGGUUCUUAAAUCUGCUAUGGCAUCCAAAUCUGGUGAGAAUAGGAAGGAAAAGUCUCUUGGGCUUCUUACACAGAAUUUUGUUAAGCUGUUUCUCUGCACCGAUAUGGAUUUGAUUUCUCUCGAAGAUGCAGCAAAGCUUUUGCUCGGCGACGGAAAGCACACUUCAAUGACUACUAGAAUUUCAUUCAACUCUCCAGCAAAAGUCAGAAGACUGUACGAUAUUGCCAAUGUGUUAUCUUCCAUGAAAUUCAUCGAGAAGAUUCAUCACCCUGAGACAAGAAAACCUGCUUUUAGAUGGUUAGGGCUGAAUGGAAAACCCGAUAAUGGAAUUGUAGACUCGAAGAAGAGGAUUUUUGGGACUGAUUUAACUAAUACAGCAAAGAGGUUUAAGGUUGAUGAAGAUGGGCUUCAAAUCUUGAAGCCAGUUAACCUAAUGCGAGUCAAAAACGAGACAGAAAACGAGGAUGAUAGAACAACUACAAUGGGUGCAAAGAGUUACCAGUUUGGCCCUUUUGCACCUGCAAAUGUACCUCAAGUUGGAGUGUCGAACGAUGAUAAGGGAAAGCAGGUUGUUGAUUGGGAAAGCUUGGCUUCUACUUACCGGCCUAAGUAUCACAACCAAGCUUUGAAGGAUCUGUUCUCGCACUACGUUGAAGCAUGGAAAUCAUGGUACACUGAAGUAGCUGGAAAGAGCCCAAUACAACUAAUGUCCUAAACUUGUUUCCGUUUCGGUUUCUGUUCAUAUUUCCGAGUGUUGACGGUGUAAGCGUUGAGAUACAUUAGCUGACUAGGAGCAGAGAUACAUAGCUUAAUGAUGAAUGCAUAUUCUCAAUGCAAUGGGAAUCUAUCACUUGUAAUGUUUGAUUCAACUUAUACAUUUUUUUACAUUUAGUUUUUGAAUACAUUCGUUGACUUUAACCGAGGGUAAUAUAUUCGACAUUUUCUUAACUCUCGACACCGAAGAAAAAAGAAAGAUAGAUGUGAAGUAUGAAGAGGUUGGUGUGUUUUAUGCACGGGUGGUGAAAAUAAAUUGUGUUGGCUCGACAAAGGUUUGAGCUUGAAUCAUCGGUUCUAAAGAGAAUAGAACCAUUGUUUUAAGGUUUG
Erythranthe guttata (spotted monkey flower) is the source of this 1792-nucleotide messenger RNA. RefSeq names its product DP-E2F-like 1 (gene DEL1). Gene Ontology annotation, cellular component: RNA polymerase II transcription regulator complex. Gene Ontology annotation, molecular function: DNA-binding transcription factor activity, RNA polymerase II-specific; RNA polymerase II cis-regulatory region sequence-specific DNA binding. Gene Ontology annotation, biological process: regulation of transcription by RNA polymerase II. The record is from RefSeq and is a predicted model, not a curated record. NCBI's taxonomy places the organism in Eukaryota, Viridiplantae, Streptophyta, Magnoliopsida, Lamiales, Phrymaceae.